Conger conger (European conger) is the source of this 586-nucleotide messenger RNA. RefSeq names its product cysteine and glycine-rich protein 3 (cardiac LIM protein) (gene csrp3). NCBI's taxonomy places the organism in Eukaryota, Metazoa, Chordata, Actinopteri, Anguilliformes, Congridae. The coding region runs from base 5 to 586 and encodes 193 amino acids. The record is from RefSeq and is a predicted model, not a curated record. Gene Ontology annotation, molecular function: structural constituent of muscle; actinin binding. Gene Ontology annotation, biological process: cardiac muscle contraction; sarcomere organization; muscle tissue development. Gene Ontology annotation, cellular component: nucleus; Z disc; cytoplasm. The transcript is spliced from 5 exons.
GAAGAUGCCGAACUGGGGCGGGGGAGCCAAGUGCGGGGCCUGUGACAAGACCGUGUACCACGCGGAGGAGAUCCAGUGCAACGGCAGGAGCUUCCACAAGCCCUGCUUCAUCUGCAUGGCCUGCAGGAAAGCGCUCGACAGCACCACGGUCGCCGCCCACGAGUCGGAGAUCUACUGCAAGACCUGCUACGGGAAGAAGUACGGCCCCAAGGGCUACGGAUACGGGCAGGGGGCCGGGGCGCUGAGCUCCGACCCCCCCUCCAGAAACCUGGACCUUCAGCCGCAAGAAUCCAAGUCUCAUCGUCCAUCGUCCAGUCCGAACUCCAGCAGGUUUGCACAGAAGCUCGGGGGGUCUGACCGCUGCCCCCGGUGCUCCAAGGCUGUGUACGCAGCAGAGAAGGUCAUGGGAGCUGGCCAGCCAUGGCACAAGACAUGCUUCCGCUGUGCCUUCUGCGGGAAGAGCCUGGAGUCCACCACCGUGACGGACAAGGACGGGGAAAUCUACUGCAAAGCUUGUUAUGCCAAAAACUUUGGACCGAAGGGAAUGGGUCGAGGGAAUGUGGGAACGCUGGACGAGAGGGACUGA